Messenger RNA from Penicillium diatomitis, 1920 nucleotides. Its product is annotated as DUF726 domain protein. The record is from RefSeq and is a predicted model, not a curated record. The transcript has a single exon. Lineage: Eukaryota; Fungi; Ascomycota; Eurotiomycetes; Eurotiales; Aspergillaceae. Bases 1 to 1920 code for a protein of 639 amino acids.
AUGGCGAGCAAGGAGCCCAUUAUGAACAUCAUCCCCCGGCGCGGCCGCCGCGUCAGAAUUCUGGUCAAAGACUCAACGCUACUGCAGCUGCGGCGAAAACGCGCGCCAAGAAAAAGAACGCUCGACCAUUUGGAGAAAUGGCGAGUCUCGGUCCUACAGCGUAUCGGAGAAGUCGUGAAUCAAGAAAAUGAGUCUGGGAAAAUGGCUGGCCCGGAUUCCGCUCCAAAGAAAGAUGAUCUUCCGCUCGAAGAAGACGAGGAGAGAAAGAAUGUCCUCCGUCAAGUAUUCCAUCCAAUCGAGACGCCACUCCGCCAGCUUCCCAAGGCCACUAGGCUACUGAUUCUUCAUUCUCUCAUCCUCUUGCUUUUGAGUCUCAAGCACUAUAACGCCUACUCAAGAGUCUUGCUGCUGCAUGUUGCAGCUAGUCUCGAUAUUGACAUCAGUGUCUUGAAUGAUGACGAAAAGAAAGUGGCUCGGGGGCUUCUGGAUGCCGUGCUUGCGCAGUCUCAGGAAGCAGGCAAACAACCUGAGCCUACCAAGAAUGACAGCUCCCGCAAGUGGAAGGUUGGACUCGCCUCGGUGGCCGGUGCCGCGCUCAUCGGUAUCACUGGAGGUCUGGCUGCACCGCUGGUCGCUGCAGGUAUUGGAGGCGUGAUGGGAGGCUUGGGUCUCGGUGCCACUGCAGCGGCUGGAUAUCUUGGUACUCUUGCUGGCAGCAGCGUGCUUGUUGGUGGACUCUUCGGUGCAUAUGGAGGCCGGAUGACCGGUCGGACGAUGGAAAAGUAUGCACGUGAAGUGGAAGACUUUGCUUUCAUUCCCAUCCGAGGACAGCAGAAGUCUCAAGUGGAAGACGAGAGUGAUGAGGCGAAAGAGGAUCACCGUCUCCGCGUGACAAUAGGUGUCACUGGUUGGGUGAAGGACGUGUCUGAUUUUUCGGUUCCCUGGCGAGUUCUCGGAGACGACUCAGAGGUGUUUGCGCUACAAUGGGAGACCGAAGCCAUGAUGAACCUCGGCACUGCUCUCACGGACCUGGUGACAAGCGCUGUAUGGACUGUUGCCUCGCAGAAAAUAAUCAGUCAUACGGUGUUUGCGACUCUCGCUUCUGCGGUGUUUCUGCCGAUGGGCUUGAUCAAGAUCGCGAGGCUGGUCGACAAUCCUUUCAUUCUGGCAAAAGCCCGAGCCGACAAGGCUGGUGAGGCACUCGCCGACGCUCUGAUCAAUAAAGCUCAGGGAGAACGUGCAGUGACAUUGAUUGGCUACUCACUGGGUUCUCGUGUCAUCUAUUCUUGCAUGCAGACCUUGUGCAGAAAAAGCGCCUAUGGAUUGGUGGAGUCGGUUGUUCUCAUGGGAUCUGCGACUCCUGCAGAUGUUGAAGCUUGGCGCCGUAUUCGAAGCGUUGUGAGCGGGCGGGUUGUGAAUGUAUACUCUCAGCACGAUUCACUCCUGGCGUUCCUCUACCGCACCAGUAGUCUUCAGGCUGGAGUCGCUGGAUUGCAGCCCAUCGAAGGCGUCUCUGGUGUUGAAAAUGUCGAUGCCACCGAGAAAAUCAACGGUCAUCUCAACUACCAAUUUUACCUGGGGCAGAUUCUUGACUCAAUUGGCUUGCAAGAUCUCGAUCUUGAUGAGGUCAAACGCGAAGAAGCUGCCGGGGCAGAGGAGAACAAGAAGCAGGAGGAGGAGCGAGCUCGUAAGGAGAGCAAUGCUCAGCCAGAGGACAAGGGCAUGUUCGAUGCGACCGAUGAUGACAAUGAUCCUCAAAAGAAUGUCCAAAAAGCUCCGUUGUCACAGAACCAGGCUAAUACCCACUCGAAUGACCAUUCCAAGGACCAUUCUGACGACCAUUCUGACGACCAUUCUGACGACCAUUCUGACGACGAAGGAACUCACCAUCGAAUCCAGAUGCUGGAUCUUGACGACUAA